CAGUCCCGACUCACAGACCCGUUCGCACGUGUGUUUCUCUGCAACGCCUGUGGAUUCUUAAGCCGUUUUUUCUGACCGUUACAUAUCAGUGUGCAGCUAAUCGUUCAUUCGAUCGUCGUUCAACUGUAUUUUUCACGUUCGUCUGAUCUCCAGUAAUGAUCACUGGUUGUUGGUGUACUUUUGUAUUGUUAUUUUUCAUUAGUGUAGUGGGGACAAAUAAUUGUGAUCCAGGCACGACGAGUGAAAUUUGAUUCCUGCUACAUGUAUAUGUAUAGCAGAUUUUGUUACAUUCUGUACAACGUAUAGAUGCGUAAUAGUGACAACGUGCGUUGGAAUUUUUAAAUUUUUUUUUUUUAUCUUUCCCGCUCUAAAAUAUAAUUUAUAUAUAUAUACAUUAAUACUUAUUAUGAUAUCGACAUAAGGUCGUCGCCAGAGGAAUUGACAUCUGAAAAACAGUAUCUACAGUAAUUAUAUUAACAAUACGUUUUACAAGUUUACACCAUGAACAGGUGUACAACAGAUGACAAUAGUGAGAUAAAACGGCCUUUAAAUCCAAAAUCUAAUGCAAAUAUUUUUGAAUUCAUUACAUACAGUUGGAUGUUAAAGCUGUUCAAAACAGGACAAAUCAGGGAAUUAGAUGAAACCGAUUUGUACACGACAUUGGACGAUCAGCUAGCAUCAUCAUUAGGUGAUAAAUUAGAAAAGGAAUGGCAAAUAGAAUACUCUGCAAAUUGUAAACCUAGUCUACUGAAAGUAUUGAUUAAACUAUAUGGGUUUAAAUAUAUAUCAAUUGGAUUUGUAUUUGCAAUGAAUGAGAUUUUUUUAAAAGCAUCUCGGCCCCUAUUAAUUGGCGGGUUGUUAGCAUACUUUAAUCCCGAUGGUUUCUACACUACUGACUUGAAAUAUGCAUAUAUUUAUGCAUCUGGUAUUAUAUUAACAUUGUUUAUGACAAUGAUAUUGCAACAUUCAGGUUUGGAAAAAAACUUAGAACUUGGAAUGAAGAUGCGAGUUGCUUGCUGUUCUAUCAUAUUUAGAAAGGCGUUGCGUUUAAGUCAAAAAUCUCUUAAUGAGACUACCGUCGGUCAAGUAAUAAAUUUGAUAUCGAAUGAUGUUAGUCGAUUCGACCUAGCAGUGACUACAAUGCAUUUUAUAUGGAUUGGUCCCUUGUUAACAAUUGUGAUCACAUAUUUUUUGUGGCAGGAAAUUGGAGUGUCGUCAUUAAUUGGAGUAUCUGUGUUUUUAUUUUUUAUUCCAUUACAAUAUUGGUUGGGGGAAAAAAUGUCUGAAUGUCGAUUGAAGACGGCCAAAAUUACCGAUGAAAGAAUACGCUUAAUGAACGAAAUAAUUUCAGGAGUACAAGUAAUCAAAAUGUAUACCUGGGAAAAACCUUUUGCCAAACUUUUAGAACACACCAGAAAGAAAGAAAUUAAACAAAUUGGAAGCACUUUAUUUCUUGGAAUUCUUAGUUAUUCGUUUCAAGCAGUUCAAUCUAGAUUUCAACUGUUUAUCAGUAUAAUAACAUUCAUAUUACUUGGAAACGAUAUCUCAAUCAGAAAAGUUUUUGUCAUAACUGCAUUUUACUCUGUAUUGCAUCAACCAAUGACAAAGUCUUUCGUUCGAGGUGUAUCGAAUUUAGCUGAACUUAAAAUAUGUUUGAAACGCAUAGAGAAUUUUAUGUUGCUCGAAGAAAAAGAUAGUGAUAUUCCAAAUCUUUCGAAAUCUGUCAAACCAUUAACAAUUGGAGUUUUAGAAUCACCAAAAUCCGACGUUAUUACAGACAAUAUUGAUGUUGAAAAAAACGCUAUAUAUUUAAAUAAUUUUAGUAUAUUUAUUUCGAACGCUACUGCAAAGUGGACAGAUAAUAAAACCUGUAACACUUUAGAAAACAUUAAUGUAAAUAUAAUGCCAGGAAGUUUGGUGGCAAUUAUCGGACCCGUAGGAGCCGGAAAAAGCUCAUUGAUACAAAUGAUUUUACGUGAAUUACCACUCUUCGAAGGCACAAUAUCCGUGCGUGGUACGGUAUCUUAUGCAUCACAAGAACCAUGGUUAUUUGCCGGCUCUGUUCAACAGAAUAUACUUUUUGGUUCACCGAUGGAUAAAGAGCGUUACAAACAAGUUCUAAGUGUAUGUGCAUUAAACACUGAUUUAAAAAAAUUUCCACAUGGCGAUAGAACUCUGGUGGGAGAAAGAGGAAUUACCUUAAGUGGUGGUCAGAGAGCGAGAAUAAAUUUAGCUAGAGCGAUAUACAAACAAACCGAUAUAUAUUUACUGGACGAUCCUUUGUCAGCAGUUGAUACUAGAGUUGGCAGGCAUUUGUUUGAAAAAUGCAUCAGAGAUUACCUCAGAGAAAAAACAUGUGUUAUUAUUACUCAUCAAGUACAAUAUUUAACUGACGUCAAUCAAGUUAUUCUAAUAGAUAAUGGUAGUAUAAUAGCUAAAGGUUCUUUUCAAGAACUACAAGCUUCCGAUUUGGACUUUGCAAAAUUACUCGAAUCUUCAGAUGAUACAGAAAUAAAUGAACCAGAAAAUGAUACCAACAACAGCUUAAACGUAAAUUUAGCCUCAAAUUUGCUCGGUUCUAACAAGAGUAUUUCAUCAUCUCAUAAUGAUGUUAAUAUUAAUGAAGUUCUAGCUGUAAAAUCGAAAAAUGUAAACAAAAGUCGGUCGUCUGGUCGCGUUUCGAUAAAUGUUUAUCUAUCAUAUUUAUCUGCCAACGGGAGUGUCUUUAAAAUAUUUUUUGUAUUUUUUUGUUUUAUUUUAAUCCAAGUAUUGACUACUGGCGGUGAUUAUUGGAUUAGUUUUUGGGUUACUGGCGAAAAUAAGAAGACAAUAAAUUAUAAUAAUAUAUCAAAUGAUAACAGUACAUUAUCGUCUAGUGAUACAAUCAAUACAUUAUUGUUUACGUCAAAUUUCCGACAAAUCUGUAUGAUCGUGUACACGGUUAUAAUCAUUUUUUCGAUCAUAAUCGUUAUCUUCAGGUGUGUGGUAUACGUAUCGUUCUGUAAGAAUGCUUCUAUACAUUUGCAUGAUCAAAUGUUCGAUAGUUUUGUUAAAGCCACUAUGUCUUUUUUCAAUACCAACUCUUCUGGUGACAUGUUGAACCGUUUUUCAAAGGAUAUCGGAGUUAUUGACGAAUUAUUGCCAUAUAUUUUUAUGGAUUGUUUACAACUAUCAAUGUUACUUUUGGGAAUUAUAUCUAUUGUUGGAUUUGUUAAUAUUUAUCUCAUGAUACCGACAUCUAUCAUGCUGGUAAUAUUCUAUUAUAUUAGAGUUUUCUAUUUGCCUACAUCAAGAGGUAUCAAACGAUUAGAAGGAGUUAAACGAAGUCCUAUAUUUGCACAUAUGAAAGAAACACUACAAGGUAUAACAACAAUAAGGGUAUGCAAAGUAGAACAAAUUUUAAUCAAUGAAUUUGAUAAGUAUCAAGACUUACAUUCUUCGGCUUGGGAUAUGUUCAUUUGUGCGAAUCAAGCGUUUGGUUUCUGGUUGGAUCUAGUCUGCAUUAUUUAUAUAGGUAUUGUAAUAUUCAGUUUCUUCGCUAUUGGAAAUGAUAAUUAUGGAGGAAAUAUUGGUCUAACUAUUACUCAAAUAAUUACAUUGAUCGGAAUAGUCCAAUGGGGAAUAAGACAAUUUUCAGUCUUAGAAAAUCAAAUGACUUCUGUCGAAAGAAUCCUCGAGUACAAAGAUUUACCACAUGAAGCUGAUUUUCGAUCUCCCUUUGAAAAAACACCUCCCAAAGGAUGGCCUUUUUUGGGAAAAAUCGAAUUUCGGAAUUUUAAUCUUCGUUAUAGUCUAGAUUUGCCAUAUGUCUUAAAAAAUCUCAAUGUUCAAAUACAGCCGAUGGAAAAAGUCGGAAUCGUUGGUAGGACAGGUGCAGGUAAAUCGUCCUUUAUCGGGGCAAUGUUUAGAUUCGCUCUAAAUGAAGGAUCUAUCUUAAUCGAUAAUAUAGAAAUACAUGAUUUGGGAUUACAUGACCUGAGAUCUAAGUUUUCCAUCAUUCCUCAAGAACCAGUUUUGUUUUCAGGAACAAUGCGAACAAAUUUAGAUCCAUUUGAUGAAUACCCUGACCUGGUUCUUUGGAAUGCUUUAGAUGAAGUAGAACUUAAAAGUGUCGUUGAAAGUUUGUCUAAUGGCUUAAAUUCAAAAGUGUCUGCUUUUGGUUCUAAUUUCAGUGUCGGCCAAAGACAGUUGUUAUGCUUAGCCAGGGCUAUAGUUCGAAGCAAUAAAAUUAUAAUAUUGGAUGAAGCUACUGCCAACGUCGAUCCACAUACCGAUGCGUUGAUUCAAAAUACAAUUAGAAAUAAAUUCAAAUCGUGCACAGUAUUAACAAUUGCUCACAGAUUGAAUACUAUUAUGGAUUCCGAACGGGUACUUGUUAUGGACGCGGGCACAGUAGUCGAAUUUGAUCAUCCAUAUAAUUUAUUGAAAAACGAGGAUGGGUUUUUAUACAAAAUGGUAGAACAAACGGGAAAGGUUACAUCAGAAUUAUUGCAUAGCAUGGCCUCUAAGAGCUUUGAUGUUCAGACGAAAUGAAAAUCUGGAAUUGAUGUAACUGUCAACGAUGUAUAGGUUCAGCCGUUCAGAAUUCAGUCUUAAAUAAAAAUAUUUUAUUUUUUUGUACGUGUACAUGUUAUAUAUAUAUGUGUGUAUUGUGUGGAACUAUGGUAAAUCUGUGAUGAUAAUAUAUAAAUUUGUAUUUUAUUAGGUGAAUU
Molecule: messenger RNA, 4712 nt
Organism: Rhopalosiphum maidis (corn leaf aphid)
Lineage: Eukaryota; Metazoa; Arthropoda; Insecta; Hemiptera; Aphididae
Product: probable multidrug resistance-associated protein lethal(2)03659
Exons: 27
Coding region: 502-4533 (1343 amino acids)
Biological process (GO): transmembrane transport
Cellular component (GO): membrane
Molecular function (GO): ABC-type transporter activity; ATP hydrolysis activity; ATP binding
Source: RefSeq, a predicted model, not a curated record